UUUGCUCUUCCCAAAUUCACUACAAAAAAAAUGCAGAUUCCGUUGCCGGCGCGAGCUCCGACGCUUCUGUCGCGGCGGAGGCUCUUCGAGCAGAAGCUCUCCGACCUCCACAGAUGCACCGACCUCAGCCAGCUCAAACAGCUCCACGCGCUCAUUUACAAAUCCAAUCUCCACGAUGACCUUUUCGUCGCGCCCAAACUCAUCACCGCCUUCUCCCUCUGCCGCCAAAUGGGGCUAGCGCUCACCGUUUUCGAGCAAGUUCCCGCCCCAAACGCCCAUCUCUGCAACACCUUGAUUAAGGCCUAUAUUCGGAAUUCUCAGCCGGAAAAGGCGUUUGAGCUUUUCUACACAAUGCAGACUUCAGGAAUCGUUCCGGAUAAUUACACUUAUCUGUUCCUUCUCAAGGCUCACUCUGGGUUGAGAUUUGUUAAAACUAUCCACGCUUAUGUGGAAAAAUGCAAUCUUUACUCGGAUCUGUUCAUGCCUAAUUCGUUAAUUGAUGCUUACUCGAAGUACGGAUUGGUUGGGGUUGAGGCAGCGAGGUCUCUGUUUGAUGUGAUGGAGGAGCGCGAUAUGGUUACAUACAAUUCGAUGAUAAGUGGGCUGGUGAAGACGGGCCAGUUGAAGGAGGCCCAGCAACUGUUCGAUGAAAUGCCUCAGAGAGACAAAGUGAGCUGGAAUGCUAUUCUUGAUGGGUAUGUCAAGGCCGGGGAAAUGAGCACUGCGUUUAAGGUUUUUGAGAAGAUGCCGUCUAGGGACGUUGUGUCAUGGUCUAAUGUGAUUUCGGGUUAUGCUAGAAUGGGCGACGUUGAGAUGGCUAAGGUUCUGUUUGAGAAAAUGCCGGAAAAGAAUUUGGUUACUUGGACUAUUAUGAUAUCGGGAUACGCAGAGAAGGGGCUCGUGAAGGAAGCUCUCGUGCUUUAUGAUCAGCUCGAGAGGGAGAACAUGGAGCCAGACGAUACGACAUUCGUGAGUAUCUUAUGCGCUAGUGCACAAUCCGGGAUGCUGAGUUUAGGGAAGAAAGUCCACAGCACCAUCAUCAAAAGCCGCUACAGAUGCUGCACCCUCAUAAGCAACGCUCUGAUCGACAUGUAUUGCAAGUGUGGGAGCUUGAACAGGGCAUGGCGAUGCUUCAACGAGAUGGAGAGCAAAGAUCUGGUGUCGUGGAACACCAUGAUCCACGGCUUGGCCAUGCACGGCCAUGGCAAGAAGGCGCUCCAUCUCUUCGAUAGGAUGAAGCUAGAGCGGUUUGCACCAGACAAUGUGACCUUCGUUGGCGUCCUAUCUGCUUGCAACCACGCUGGCAUGGUCGAGGACGGGAUCCGCUACUUCUACAGCAUGGAGAGCAGCUACAACAUUGUCCCUCAGAUUGAGCACUAUGGCUGCAUGAUCGACCUCUUGGGGCGUGGGGGGCGCCUCAACGAGGCACUGAGGCUUCUUAACUGCAUGCCAUUUGAGCCUAAUGUUGUUAUCUGGUGCUCCCUUUUAGGGGCUUGCCGAAUGCAUAAUGCCCUGCAGUUAGCAGAGGAGGUGCUUGAUGAGUUGGUGAAGUUGGAUCCGGCUAACGCAGGGAGGUACUCUGUGCUGUCGAAUGUGUACGCUGCUGGUGGGGAUUGGAAGGGUGCCGCGGAUGCAAGGCUGCGGAUGUGGAAGGCAGCCAGCAAGACACCCCCUGGGGCUAGCUCGAUAGAGUUGGAUGGGGAGUUUCAUGAUUUCAGUGUUAUGGAUACUAGUCAUCCUAAAUCAGAUAAAAUUUACCAGACUGUGAAUGGGCUAACUCAGCAUCUUAGAAAAGUUGCUCUUGCUCCAACUUAGAAAUUUGGUUGCAUAUAUAAAUAUAUAUAUACAUAUGCUUAUGCCAUUGAGGUUACUUCCUUGAUGAUAAGAUUCAUGUAUACUAUUUUCUGAAAUGUGUAAUUUUGAGGUUUGGCACAUGGCAUGUAUAUAUUUGUAGUGCUGUAGAUGACAAAGGGCAAAGGGGCAGCAAUGUUUGCUGUAUUUAUGAAAUACUAUUUGAUACUCUUUUAGAGUA
Messenger RNA from Salvia hispanica, 2032 nucleotides. Its product is annotated as Pentatricopeptide repeat (PPR) superfamily protein. Lineage: Eukaryota; Viridiplantae; Streptophyta; Magnoliopsida; Lamiales; Lamiaceae. Gene Ontology annotation, molecular function: RNA binding; protein binding. Gene Ontology annotation, biological process: RNA modification. The record is from RefSeq and is a predicted model, not a curated record.